AUGAGAAUGGAGUACAAGAGCUGCAAGCAACCAGAGGUGAAUUAUAGGAAGGGGUUAUGGUCACCAGAUGAGGAUCAAAAGCUCAGAGAUUACAUUCUGAUGCAUGGAGUCAGCUGUUGGAGUGCAGUUCCUGCCAAAGCUGGCUUGCGACGAAACAGGAAGAGUUGCAGACUGAGGUGGAUCAAUUACCUCAGGCCAGGUUUGAAACGCGGAAAACUUUCUCUGCAGGAGGAGGAAACAAUUCUGAAGCUUCAGUCCAAAAUUGGGAACAAGUGGUCACUAAUAGCACUGCAUCUGCCUGGAAGAACUGAUAAUGAAGUGAAGAACUACUGGAACUCCUACCUGAAGCAGAAAACCUCAAAACCUCAAGAAUCAGACACUCAUAGCUUGAAGCACUCAGCUCUAAAUCUGUCCAUCCCAAGGCUUACCAAGCUUGAAGAACAAAAUGACCAUAUUCUAUCAUGCCUGGAGGACUCCGAACAAUCUGUGACUCCCAGCACUGGUGAUGGCUCCCCAAAAGGGAUGGCAGCAGAUCACCUUCCUAAGGUUUUAUUUGCUGAUUGGUUUUCCUUUGAACAGGACAACUGGGAAAGCUUGUUCAACCUGGAUGAUGUGAGAUCUUCACAAGUUGAUGAUGCCAUUGUUCUCAAUGGAUUCAAAUUUAGCAACACUUACAACGACUUUUAG
Messenger RNA from Musa acuminata subsp. malaccensis (wild Malaysian banana), 687 nucleotides. Its product is annotated as transcription factor LAF1-like. Lineage: Eukaryota; Viridiplantae; Streptophyta; Magnoliopsida; Zingiberales; Musaceae. The record is from RefSeq and is a predicted model, not a curated record.